AUGGUAGCUCUUCCUUUUAAUGAGAAACAAAUGGAUUUGGGUUCAACAUUCGAGAUAGCACGACACCGAUAUUUUUCUCUGGAAAGGAGGCUAAAACGAGAUUCGAAUUUACGCGAUCAGUAUCAUUUGUUUAUGAAAAAUUAUGCAGAAUUAGAACACAUGGAGUUGAUUGCUGUUUUUAACAAAAGUGGAUACUACAUCCCAAAUCACCCUGUUUUGAAAGAAUCAAGCUUGACUACUAAGCUCCGAGAAGUAUAUGAUGGACCUACUAAACCACCCACGGGAUACGACCGGAAGAUCGAAUUUAUCAAAAAAUCUUUUGUCGAUCAUCAACCGUUAAGAACUUAUCAGCUGAACACCAUAACAUAUGGAACUGCGUCGGCACCUUUCUUAGCAACGCGUUGCUUGAAGCAAUUGGCGGAAGACGAAAGAGGGAACUUUCCAAAGGCAGGUGAUGCAAUACGCAAUGACAUCUAUGUUAAUGACCUAUUGACGGAGCAGAGACCAUUCAAGACGCCAUCAAACUUAGAGACCAGAUUAUGGAGAUCACGAAGAGAUUGA
Messenger RNA from Leptopilina heterotoma, 561 nucleotides. RefSeq lists its product as uncharacterized. Lineage: Eukaryota; Metazoa; Arthropoda; Insecta; Hymenoptera; Figitidae. The record is from RefSeq and is a predicted model, not a curated record. Bases 1 to 561 code for a protein of 186 amino acids. The transcript is spliced from 2 exons.